CCAUCGCCGCGAGCAACAGCCGUCGACGCGCCCGUACAUACAGCUGCAGCGCAACGACACGCCGGCACCUGCCAUGGCGAGAGCAAGGGGCCUGGGCUGCCUCGCGUCGCCGCUCCGCGGCAAGGCCUCCGACGCCGCCGACUCCUCCCGCCGCCGCCACAGCAGCGCCGCGUGCAUAUGCUGCAUCGGCCCCCACCACAAGCCGUCCGCCGCGGCUCCCGACGCCGACCUGAGCGCGGGGCUGCCGCUCACCAGCUGCUGCGGCAGCGGCGGGGACGCCGUCCGCGGCCUCGGCACGCCGCGCACCCCGAGGACGCCGUGCACGCCCACCGCCAGGCGCCUCUGCGGCGCCUGCUUUCCUUCGGCGGGAGGGCCGACUCCCGCCGCCGCGAGGACGCCGCGGACGCCGACCACGCCCACACCUCUCGGGCGGCGGCAGCAGCAGCAGGGCGCGUGCUGCGCCCGCGUCCCCGCGCAGGGCAGCGCGAAGCUGGGCAGGCGGCGCAGCUGGUUCCGCUCCGCUCGCCAGGCGGUGGCGCAGACGACGCCGCGCUUCCGGGGCGCCGGCCGCGACAGCGCCCGCGCCCGCGCCGCUGGCAGCAACGCCGUCAAGGUCUACGACGCGCGCCUCUCUGAGGCCGAGGCCGUGGCCGCGGCGGCGGCGGCGGAGGAGGAGGAGACGUGCUCCAACGACGAGUACGCGGUGCUCUGCCGGGAGGGCUUCUCCCGGGAGGACGUGGCCGCGGUCACCAUCCAGGCCUACUUCAGAGGCCACCUGGCGCGGCGAGCGUUGAAGGCGCUCAAGAGCCUGGUGAGGCUGCAGGCGGUGGCGCGGGGCGCGUACGUGCGGCGGCAGGCGGAGGCGGCGGUCCACUGCAUGCAGGCGAUGGUGCGGCUGCAGAUGCGCGUGCGCGCCAGGCAGGUGCUGCCCAAGCCCAAGGACAAGGAGGGGCAGCUCUUGCAGAGCUGACGGAGCUCGAUCGAUCAUGGUCGACAAAAAGACCGUUGGCACGAAUAAGGUAUAAAAUGCUUGUUUGCGUGAGACAUUUACCGUGGAGGAUCCGGUCUUGUGAUGAACUUUGCUUGGGCCUGUAUCAUUUUCACUUUCCUGUUUGUUUGAGUGGCAGUGCCAGUAUGCGACUGUUGCAUCUUGUGUCAGUGUUUUCUUAUUGCUGUGAUUGUUCACUCUUAAUUUAAGAUGCUCUUUCGACCAAAAUUCUUAAGUUUUAGAUCACGCUUAGAUUUGAAUAGCAAAAAU
This is a messenger RNA of Panicum virgatum (switchgrass), 1258 nucleotides long. RefSeq lists its product as uncharacterized. Lineage: Eukaryota; Viridiplantae; Streptophyta; Magnoliopsida; Poales; Poaceae. The record is from RefSeq and is a predicted model, not a curated record. The coding region runs from base 74 to 970 and encodes 298 amino acids. The transcript has 2 exons. Gene Ontology annotation, molecular function: protein binding.